GUCAAAUUCCACUCCACAAUUUUCCUGUGUGCUCACUUCUACACUUCACAACGACACUUCUACAACUCUGUGGUCUGUUCCCUACUGAAAGUAGGAACCUUUGACUCGGGCAAUAUGUUUGCAUUAAAACACCCAGUGGCAGAUUCGAUCCCACGCCCCACCCUGACCCGGCUGGCACGAGAGUGGCUGGCAGAGGACACGCCGAACUUUGACCCUGCAGGAGUGUGUGUGGGAUCAGCCGUAGUUGAGGCAAGGCUGCUGUGUAAAACUCCUCACACCGUCCUGGCAGGGAGCCCUUUCUUCACGGCAGUGUUCACGGAGGUGGGAUGCACCGUGGACUGGAUUUACCAGGAUGGAGAUGAGAUUGGCCCGGAGGGCGUGACCCUGACUGCUGUGGUGAGAGGCCCAGCGAGAGACCUCCUGCUCGGGGAACGGCCGGCUCUGAACUGCCUGGCCCGCGCCUCCGGGAUCGCCACCCGCUGCUCUCGGCUCCAAGCCAUGGCAAAGGCUAGCCACUGGCACGGGGAGGUGGCCGGCACACGCAAGACCACCCCGGGCUUCCGGCUGGUGGAGAAGUACGCCAUGCUGGUGGGCGGCGUGUCCAUGCACAGGCAGGACCUGAGUGGGAUGGUGAUGCUGAAAGACAACCACGUGUGGGCCUCCGGCAGCAUCACAGAGGCGGUGACGGCGGCCCGGUCCGUGUGCGGCUUCAGCAGCAAGGUGGAGGUGGAGUGCUGCUCCGUGGAGGAGGGCAGGGAGGCUGCAGCAGCGGGGGCCGACAUCGUCAUGCUGGACAACCUUCAACCUCAGGAGCUCCACGCUGCAGCACGCAGCCUGAAGAGCCACUUCCCAUCCCUCCUGAUAGAAGCCAGCGGAGGAGUGGGCCCUGAUAACAUAGCCCUGUACUUCUCCUCACACGUAGACGUCAUCUCCCUGGGCUGCAUAACGCAAGGAUGUCCAGUUGCAGACUUUUCUCUCAAGGUUCAAAAGCCUUGAGCAAACAGCACAAAAUAAAACAUCUAUGA
Molecule: messenger RNA, 1025 nt
Organism: Cololabis saira (Pacific saury)
Lineage: Eukaryota; Metazoa; Chordata; Actinopteri; Beloniformes; Belonidae
Product: nicotinate-nucleotide pyrophosphorylase [carboxylating]-like
Exons: 5
Coding region: 115-996 (293 amino acids)
Biological process (GO): quinolinate catabolic process; NAD+ biosynthetic process
Cellular component (GO): cytoplasm
Molecular function (GO): nicotinate-nucleotide diphosphorylase (carboxylating) activity
Source: RefSeq, a predicted model, not a curated record